Molecule: messenger RNA, 258 nt
Organism: Colletotrichum chrysophilum
Lineage: Eukaryota; Fungi; Ascomycota; Sordariomycetes; Glomerellales; Glomerellaceae
Exons: 2
Coding region: 1-258 (85 amino acids)
Source: RefSeq, a predicted model, not a curated record
AUGGCACACCUAGCAACUCGCCAAAGGUCAACAGACAUGCGAGACGCCGCGGACGCGAGAAAGACGUCGCCUCCUCAGCCCAAGAUCACAAACUCCAGCGUGCCGGGACAAGGACCGGAUAAGCUCACCGAGGAGCAGAAGCGCGAGGUCGACGAGCACAACCGCGAUUUCGAGAAGAAGCACGACCGAGCGCAACCAGCUGCCGAUGACAAGGUUGACAAGAAAUUCUGGGGAAGCGGGACUGAGGAUACCAAAUAA